This is a messenger RNA of Tigriopus californicus, 2443 nucleotides long. RefSeq lists its product as uncharacterized. NCBI's taxonomy places the organism in Eukaryota, Metazoa, Arthropoda, Copepoda, Harpacticoida, Harpacticidae. The record is from RefSeq and is a predicted model, not a curated record. The transcript has 6 exons. The coding region runs from base 1013 to 2119 and encodes 368 amino acids.
UUCCACAUUCCACGUUCUCAGCUCUUCUAAGGCUGUUUCUCUUCUCGUUCGCCAAGGCCAGCCCCGAGUCGAGCCUUGGUCUGAUCGUCGGGUUUUUCUGAGCCAACUCGAGAUGCUUUUCGGAGGCCGCUUAAGCAUCCUUCGCUCAGUUCGAAUCCAACCUUCGUUGAGAGAGGACCAUUGUGGCUCAAUUUGUGCCCAAGAAGAGGAGCGAAAACGAGAAAUUCCACAGACCUGACUGGCGGGAAUGGUCAUGACAAUUGUUGGAGGAAUUGGAUGGACCAUUAUAACGCCGUAAGCACGUCAGCCGCCCAAAGAAGUGCAUCAACCCGUAGCGAGUGACUGGCCGAGCAAGACUAGCAAUAAAGAUUCGGAAUCCUCACUCAUCUUUCAUUUUGCCUCGAGGUUCCUCACAGGCUUUUUCGGCUCCUUUAACAACCAGGUUGAUGAUGAACGAACCCCAAGGCCAAUAUCCCGGACCUUUGGUAGAACAUCCAAGAUAAAUGUUCCCAAACUAGGACGAUGUCUGUCCUCCUUUUCUCCAAAACAAGCAAGGACCCCCAAAAAGCUGAGGAGGAUCAACCCAAAAUGAAGUUUUGUCCAUGGGCUCCUGCUUGUCCUUUCAUCAUCUCUGGGCGGCCUUCAAUGGUCUUGGCUCCAGUUCAGAGGCUGUAACGACAAGGACAGAGGAGCGAGACGCAAUCCCUCUCAUUUGUGUUGCAAUAGGCAUUUUGGAGGCUGGAACCUGGAAUUGGAACGGUUAAUGCCCAUUCAACAUGACGGAUGGUGAAGAGAUGUAUACAAAGAGGACAAAAGGGGCCAAUGCUUCGACCGACUAAGUACCCUUCGCCAACAAUCCGAGGACAACUAGCAGACAGUCACUCAUGCGACGACAAAGAUAUGCGAACAAAUCAGAAAAUCAUCUAAUUAGCUUGCCCCUUGUCAUAUCUAUAUCUACAGAGUCCUGAGCAGCCGAAACCAAAAAAUCAGAGGGAAAAAACAAGAGUCCCCUAUGAUGCAGUCCCACGUCCAACUCCGGCCGAUGGGACCAUUCAGGAUGAAUAAUGGGAAGUGUGACACCCGUGACGAAUCGUUACGUGGUGUUUUGUCGCAGAAGCCGCCUAGUUCAUCAUCUUUAUCAGAUGGCAAGUUGAGUUGCAGGAAAUGCCCUUGCCAUCAGAAAUCUAAAUGGAAUGCAUCAGGAUCUCCAAUUUCAUCCGCCUGUCAAAAACCGAAAUGUGGAGGACAAUCCCCAACAUUGCCAUCGUCCAUAGCACGCCACAAUGGAGAGAGCCAUCAACUGAGCUGGGAUCCACCGUCCCUGCAUCCAGCCUCUUUGGAGUCUCAUGGUAGCUUGCCUAUUCUCAAAAGGCUCCAAAGACUCUCAGCUAAGCCCUCCAAAUUCAAUCAGCAUUCUUCUCCAUCUUCUUCGUCCGCAUCCUCUGGGGCCCGUGGUCUUUCUAGCUUGUCACCCAUGAUGAAGAAACGCUCACCCGUGAAGGCGGAUCGAAAUGAGGCACUCCCUAGCGAGUUUCGCCCCAAAGAAGAAGGAACCAUAUCUGUGAUACACACUGAGGGGCCCUCUCAUUUCUUGGACGAUAGCAAUCUCUUGAACGAUGGUGACGCCUCAUUUUCUAAGAACUCUCCCAGCGGUUUCCGUCAACAACGCCAAUAUAUUCCGAGUCCGCUGAGCUCACCUGCUGCGGCCAGGAGAUUUGGCCAAAGACUCGGGGACAAAAUCUGUUCCAGCCCGAUUGUGUGUCGUGUGAAGAAGAGAAUCCGGGAUGAGUCCUCGGGGGAUUCUAAGCGAAAUGGCUUUUGCGGUCUCUUGAGCAGCUUUCGAGAGCAAGAAACCGAGAACUUGUUCAUUUUGCGAACAGGUGACACGGGCAGAAUCGCCAAUCGGGUCCACGAUGACAAGUGGGAUGUUUGGACCUCAAUGGGCGAGGAUAUGUGGGAAGAGUGGGAAGAGGAGAGUGACUCGGGGUCAGACAACGACGACGAGGAUGAGGACGGAGGAGGCUCCUCCCAUCGGGAAUCUUCCAUUUCAUCAUCUUCAGACGAUGACUUUCUCGAGCUUCCCUUAAAUGACAUGACAAUUUCCGCGGCAAGAAGAUGAGAAGAAACAAUUGGAAGAAAGAAGAAAAAUAGACGUGAAGGAAAGAAACUCGGGAGCUGUUCCAAAACUUUCGUGAUGCCUAUCGUGACAGGAGUGCGGUGAUGGGAUUGAACUUUUGUUCCACUCUACGCCGAGUUCUCAGUCCACAUGGAAUCACCAUCAAUGGCAAUGGAACAAACAACUCACACACAUUUCGUUGCGUCGAAAGUGAACACAAGACAUUAAACCGAAUGCACCUGUACCCUAUGUAUGGUUAAGAUCAUCAUUGAACCGGAAUAUAAAGCAUUUUAUUGGCAUUUAAUUUUCCAAUACUUUUAGAGGUCA